Messenger RNA from Stylonychia lemnae, 5475 nucleotides. The record is from the annotation of a GenBank genome assembly. Lineage: Eukaryota; Ciliophora; Spirotrichea; Sporadotrichida; Oxytrichidae.
AUGAAUACUCCUUUUAGCAAUAUUAUUGCAGUCUGCAAGUUAAAAAUCAAGACAAGAGAUAAGUAAACCAAGUCUCGUUCUAAGCUUUAAGCGAAUGCAUUGGCAUAGUCACUUGAUCAAGCAACUAAUGACGAAUAGGAAGAUGAUAUUGAUUUGAAAUACCUUAAUUUCAUCGACUUAGAUCAGAUUUCACUCAGCUAUCAAGAACUGAAGUUAAUAGAUAAAUUUUACAUUAGAAAGAACUUUGCCCUUGCUCUGACCAAGAAAAAAGAGCCUAUUUAUUGGGGAUAGUUAGUUGAGACUAAAGAUUAGACAGUAGUAGGAUAAGCAAACAGUGCCUCGGAAUAAUAAAUUUACAACUAAGAUCAAUAAUUUAUUGAUGUAUUGUCUGAGUCUGAAAAACAAAAUGAAAAUUAGCAACUCUAUGAUGAGUAAAAGAAGAGUCUACUUUCCAAGAGAAUAUCAUUUUUUAAGAGCAUAAAGAUUAUUGAUAUCUGUUGUAAUGACUUUGCAGCGCAUUUUUUAUCGGAAGAUGGCAUGCUGUACUCUAUGGGCAAAGAUUAGAAAAAAUAUGGAAUUCUUGGGCUUGGCUCUGUGUAUGAGAUUACUCAGCCUCAUCCCAAUAAUAAUCUCAUAGAUUUUAGAAUCUCUAAAAUAUCUAUGGGACUCUCACAUUGCUGUGCUCUGACUACAGGUGGCUAGUUAUAUACUUGGGGUACUGGUCAGAAUGGAUAACUUUGCCAUUAAGAUGACACAAUAUUUUCAAAUGUGCCCAAGCUUGUUUAAAAUUCUAAGCAAAUGAACAUCUCUCAGGUCUAUUGCUCUAGUUAUUACACCCUAGUCAUUAAUAACAAAGGUUAGUUGCAAAUGUUUGGAACACUGAAGGGCUUCGCAAAAUUUUUAUUUGAUUCUCCCUCUCGUGAGAAAAGUAGGUCUGACCUAACACUAGAAAAUAAUAAAGGGUAGAGUAGUUCAAGAACUAGUGACUAAAUCUAGAAGAAAUUCAUAUUGGAUUUAGGGAAUGAGGUCAUCACAAAAGUUUGCAUAGCUGAAAAGUCAUUUAUUGCCUAUUGCUAAGAAAGCCAUAACAUGUAUUUUGUAAAUGAUAGAUUUGAAGCAGAGCUGAUACUCAGAAGAGAUCUUAAGAGCUUUUAGUUCCUUAAUGGAUAGAGAUUUAUUGUGGCUUAAGAUACUAACAACAUACUCAUUAUAAUGAGUCAGGAAGAUUUCACUCAAGGUUAGUUUAACUAGCAAUACUAUCGCAGAUCUGAUAGUUUCAAAGAAAAGUGGCAGGUUGUUAAGGAAUUCAAUUUGAUUUAGAGAUUUAACACCUAAGAUGUAGAGAUGCUCCCCUAAGAUACCAGUAUAACAACUAAGAAGGCAUAGUAACUAUAGCUUCUAGCAUUUAUUACCUAGACUACGCAUAGCAAACAAUUGUUUAACACUUUUAAUAAGCGUUAUUACAAAUCUUUCUUGACUAAGAAAAUGACAUAGCUUAACUAGAACAUCAUUCAGAACAGCACUAAUAUGAACAAUUAGCAAAAUCCAUAUAGUAUGACCAAUGAUGUGGAAAGUUCUAUGCUGAGCGAAUCAAAGAAUAAUUUUACAAAUUAGUUCAAGAAAAACAAUUGCCAGUCACCGUAUUCAAGUAUUGGGAAUUCAGAUUUCCAAACAUGCAAGACAAGGAAUAAACUCAAGUAAAAAAUAGAUUCUAUUUUUGGUGCUACAUUUUCAGCUAGAAAAGGUAGGAGUACAUCUACAUCUAUAAAGGAGAGAGCUAAAAAGCUUCAUCAAAGCCUAUCUCCGAUUCAAAGAUUCCCAAUAAUAAACAAUCUGUGUGAGAUAAUAAAGUAAUAAAAACUUAAUAAUAAUCAAGGUGCAUCAAGAAGCCCUCCUAAGUAUGGAUAGAGCAUCAUUAAUUAGUCUAUUAAUGAUACACCUUUCACUCUUGAUAAUAUGAAUAGAAAUUACCAGGAGUAAAUCAAGUCUCCUUAGUAUAACUUACUUCUUCAAUCUCUUAAUAUCGCUUGCCAACUUACUAAUUUGGGCAACAUGCAAAAUGAUGCCACUCCAUAAUCCACAAAAUAGCUUCAAUUUCUCUCUAAAGCAGACAGAAUUAGAUAGGAGUUAAACAAAAAGGCAACAAACUUCUAAUAGCAUCAGAAUAAUAUUUCUAAGCAGUAAACUACAGCUUAAGGUGAUUCAGCGAAAUAUUCAGCUCAAACUACGAGUUCAAAUAUUCAUGGAGGAGGUGAUAUGAUAGAAAUAGCUUCUCCUGAGAUGAGUAGAAAUGAAAAGCAAAUCAGUGUCUUGAAUCUGCCUCUAUAAAUUGAGUAGGUCAAACCUGAAGCACAACCGACUAAAUAUGAUGAUAUGCCUUUGCAAGCACCCUUAAGUAGCCAUAAAUAACAGAACCAUUAAAGGUAAUUAACACAAAACUUAUCUUGUAUUAUGGAAGAUAGAGAAAACUCAACAAUAGUUUAGACCUAGCAAACUUAUGAUAGAGAUAUUAUAAAGUCCCAUAAGAGUGGUCAAAAGAUCAAGUAAAACAAUAGGUAGCCAUCUUAUAACAUUCCAAACUAUCCACAUAAAUUACUCAAUUCGUAGAUAAAUUAGAAGAAUGAUAUGAAUCAAAUAUUGAAUAUCGAUACAAUAAGUGAGAUAUCAGGCUUAGGAAGGGACUCAAUGCAUCGUUUUAGUCAAGCGAGUGAUGUUACUAACACCAAUAACUAUAAAAUCCUAGUAAUGAAUGCUAGGAAUGUUAUUGAGAAAAAAAUCUUGCAGCAUCUAAUGGUAGGAUUUAUGGCUAUCAAGUAUCAUCAGACGAAUUCACUACAGUCUUUUCAACUUCAAUCCACUAUUAACUACUCCUAAAAUCUAUGCUAGUCUUUACAGUUCAUUGAUAAUGAUAGAAUCGAGUAAGGAUUCGAAGUACUUGCCAAUCUAAAGAAUAAAUUAGAAGAUUAUUAGAGAUAACAAUCUAUUAAAUUAAUCAAAAACUAUGUAGUAGAGAUAAGCGAGAAGAAGAGAAGUAUUAAAAAGCUAGCUCAAAUUCUAAAACAAAAAGAGGAAUAAAUCCUAAUAGAUGUAAUGAGGAAAAUACAGCUGUCUAUUAGAUUCAAGAAAUUACAAAGACUUAACAUAAAUCUCCUAUUUAACUCCUUCAAUAAACUUCUGAAAAGGCAACAAAAAUAAGAUGCUAUGUUUAGUUUCAGAAAUAUCUAUGAAUUUUCAUCACUUCAAAGAUAAAUUGAAUCAGUAGGCAGAUUUAACAGCAUUAUCAAUACUCAUCUCAUUAAGAUAGCUCUUCAGAAAUUUAAUGAUCAUACUGAUUUGUGCAAUAAAUAUAUGAAAGGCUUAAAGCUCAUUAAGAAGACCCAUUCAUAAAUUUAGUUCCGUAAAAAUCUUAACCAGAAAUCUCAAGCGCUCUAUAACUUUAAGAAAAACGUAAUAAAUUUCUAGAUAUCUCGAACAGAAAAAAUAGCUAAGAUAUUUAGGAAGUAGUACUCUAAGAAAUACUUCAAGCUUUGGCUUUAUAUACUUUAGAAAAGAAAGGCUGCAAUACAAUAAGCUAUAUUCUUGAAGAUGUUUAUUAUUGAUAAGAUCAAGCAAGCCCAGUAUUAUGCAAUAGUAAAGAUGAUAAACUACAGUAAUUUGCACUCAAUGAGUCAAACUAAGAAAUCCUAGCAAAGCAAAGCCACUUUGAUAGAUACAAGCAGCAGUUAGAAUAUCUCGAGCAACUAGAACUACAAUACUCUAAAUGCCAAUGUAAAUAUGAUUGAGGUCAUUCAGGAACCUAUAUUUGAAGACAUAACGCCAUAGUAAGUUAUUAAGAAGUUGGAAUUCGUGGAGAAAUCUAUCUAGAAUGAUGAUCUAAAUUUGCUGUCAAAUAGUAUUAACAAUGAUGAGCUUGAUAUUGAAGACACUUAGCUAGACGAUGGAGACUGCUACUACUAGAAAUAAAUACUUCAGAAGUAAAAUACAAUCAUCUCGCAAAAGUCAAGAGACCUACCAUUGAAAAAGACAAGCGGCAAAGAGUUUUCAUUUGAGAAGAAUGAAAAUCUCCCCACAGAUAUGAACUACUUUUAAGACAAUAAUAUCACUGCUCACUUCAAUAAAUUCAAUCUUAUGUCUAGAGGGAAAGACUCCUCACAUAUUUUAUCAAGCAACUCUGGGCUAAAAGAAAAAUCAAGGCCACAUUAUCACUGUCACUAUGCUAAUGGAGAAAAAGUAGCUCCAGAGGCUUUUACUCUUGACCCCUCAGCGUCAUGCAGACAUAGCACAUCAGUAAUCUACAGAAAGAGAGAAAAUAGUGCAUCUGAUCAGCAAUAUUUAAGAAAAAGCUCGAUAAACUUAAAGAUCUCAAUCCCCACAGCUGCUUCAUUAGCACAUGAGUCUGGUAUAAGAGAUCUGAGAGCUUCUGAUGGUUAGCACUCUAAAAUGAAAAUGAGCAUCUAAGAUGAAAUAUCUCCAACAAAUAAUGUCAAAAAUUACUAAAGAUAGACACAGCUUAAUAAAAAUUAUGAAUAGUCAGACCCAUUUGAGUUGCCUCAAAAUGAUAAUGAAUUAGAUUUCCCUAAAUUUCAAAGUCAACUCUACUAAAAUGAUUAUGCUUAGUUCAUUGAUAGAUACUUCGAGUAGCCCUCAAACAUAGCAGAUGAUGGAUUGAUAAAGGAUGAGCCACCAGCUGUUUAAUAGUUUGAUCCAAGAUAUUCCUUCAAAAACGUACUCCCAUUCAACCCAACUGAGGACACUCCUCCAGAUAAGUAUCUUAGAUAGCAGCAAAUAAAUCUUCACAACUAAUAGAAUUCCUUGAAUACUAACUCCUUGGCACUCAAGAAUUCUAACUAGUAGGUAUUUGAAAGCAAAAAGGGUUCAAAUGCCUCAAGUAACAUGAAUAAUCAAAGUGCAGCAAACAGUUAAAAGGGCACAUUCAUUAACAAUUAUUUCUAGAAGCUGCAAGCUUAAAACUCAGCCAAAAAUGAGGCUAAGAAAAUGAGUAAUAACCCCGCAGUUUACUAACUUAACAACUAAAACUUGCAGCAGUCUAACUGUAAAAACAAGGAAAAUACUCUUUAUUAGUAAAACUAUACUUUGCAGCCAUCCACCCAGUAAUAGAUGAUACAGAAUUAGUAACCUCCAUAGACAUCUUCUCAGACUUCAUAGCCUUUGACCCAAGCAUCUUUCGUCACUAAUAACAAUAAUAUAGACGUGAUGCAUUUCCAUUCACACUCAGACACUUCCUUUGUCUUCUUUGAUGAUAACUUUUGGAGGGACAGUGGGAUUAGCUCGGCAUCAAGAAUGACUAAUAUGGGUAAAUUAGGGCCUUUAGUUAACUAGUCUUUUGGCCAGAACCUUAGUGCGCAGCAGUAGUAGUUAUUGAUGAAUAAUUUCAUGAGAUAGAGUGUGUAGCCCUAGAACUUGCAAUUCUAAAAGACUUUCAAUAAUAAUAACCACAACAAUAUGAAUAGAUGA